UGCAAUCAUCACGUCAAUGUGUAUGUCACGCUUGCUUGUUUUUCUUCGUUGUUGGAAAAAGAAAAUAACGUGUAUAAAUGGAAGGCUAGAGUAAGGCAGAAAGCCAUUGUGUUGCUGCUCCCCACUAGCAGAGACUACUGAAACACAGGACUACAGGAGAGGAGGUAGCAUAGCAGGGAUGGCUCGUGGUGCUACGGUCUCUGCCGCUUUGGCAUUAGUUGCCCUCCUCUGCGCCUCUACGACUGCGGCUGCGGAGGCCAGGCAGCCGCCCGUGGUCGGCGGCAUGUCGUUCGACUUCUACAAGCGGAGCUGCCCCAAGGCGGAGUCCAUCGUGCGCAGCUUCGUCAAGAGCGCCGUCCGCAAGGACAUCGGCCUCGCCGCGGGCCUCCUCCGCCUCCACUUCCACGACUGCUUCGUCCAGGGCUGCGACGCGUCCGUGCUGCUGGACGGGUCGGCCACCGGGCCCGGCGAGCAGCAGGCGCCGCCCAACCUCACGCUCCGCCCGUCCGCGUUCAAGGCCAUCAACGACAUACGCGACCGCCUCGAGAAGGCGUGCGGGGCCCCCGUCGUCUCCUGCUCCGACAUCCUCGCGCUCGCCGCCCGCGACUCCGUCGUUGAGUCGGGAGGGCCGAGCUACAAGGUGCCCCUGGGGCGGCGCGACAGCCCCAACUUCGCGACGCAGCAGGACGUCCUGAGCGGGCUCCCGCCGCCGAGCGCCAGCGUCCCCGCGCUCCUAGCUGUCCUGUCCAAGAUCAACCUGGACGCCAACGACCUGGUGGCGCUCUCCGGCGGGCACACCAUCGGGCUCGGGCACUGCACCUCCUUCGAGGACCGCCUGUUCCCGCAGCAGGACCCCACCCUGAACAACACCUUCGCCAGCGGCCUGAAGCGGACCUGCCCGGCCAAGGGCACCGACCGGAGGACGGUGCUGGACAUCCGCACGCCCAACAUCUUCGACAACAAGUACUACGUCAACCUGGUCAACCGGGAGGGGCUCUUCACCUCCGACCAGGACCUCUUCACCAACGCCACCACCAAGGCCAUCGUCGCCAAGUUCGCGCAGAGCCAGAAGGCCUUCUUCCACCAGUUCGCCUUCUCCGUGGUGAAGAUGGGGCAGAUCAACGUGCUCACCGGCUCGCAGGGGCAGAUCCGCAGCAACUGCUCGGCGCGCAACCCCGGCGCCGCCCUGCCAUGGUCCGUCGUGGAGAGCGUCGUCGAGGCAGAGAGCCUCGUCUUCUAGACUACUUCCGGUUGCUCGUACCGUGGACUUGCCGGUGACAGUGGUCGGUGUAAGUGGCUAACGUUGCAGCGCCCGAAGGCACGCGUCUUGGGGAAAUAGAAGUGACCAUGGCACGAAAUCAAAGCCCGUUGUAACAAAAUCUGUCAGCAUGCUUGUCUAGUAAUGCGAAUCCGGUUUCAUGGAUAA
Molecule: messenger RNA, 1426 nt
Organism: Phragmites australis (common reed)
Lineage: Eukaryota; Viridiplantae; Streptophyta; Magnoliopsida; Poales; Poaceae
Product: cationic peroxidase SPC4-like
Exons: 3
Coding region: 179-1240 (353 amino acids)
Biological process (GO): response to oxidative stress; hydrogen peroxide catabolic process
Molecular function (GO): heme binding; peroxidase activity
Source: RefSeq, a predicted model, not a curated record